Messenger RNA from Gallus gallus (chicken), 4672 nucleotides. RefSeq names its product ubiquitin specific peptidase 15 (gene USP15). Bases 12 to 2957 code for a protein of 981 amino acids. The record is from RefSeq and is marked reviewed. Gene Ontology annotation, molecular function: cysteine-type deubiquitinase activity. NCBI's taxonomy places the organism in Eukaryota, Metazoa, Chordata, Aves, Galliformes, Phasianidae. Gene Ontology annotation, biological process: protein deubiquitination. The transcript is spliced from 22 exons.
GGGGGGAGAAGAUGGCGGAGGGAGGCGCGGCGGAUCUGGAGACCCAGCGCACGGACGUGGCGGCGCUGCUCAAAACCGCCCUCCGCAAGGGCGACACCUGGUAUCUAGUGGAUAGUCGCUGGUUCAAACAGUGGAAAAAAUAUGUUGGUUUCGACAGCUGGGACAAAUAUCAAAUGGGAGAUCAGAAUGUCUACCCUGGUCCUAUUGAUAAUUCUGGACUUCUCAAAGAUGGUGAUUCUCAGUCUCUCAAAGAACAUCUCAUUGAUGAGCUGGACUACAUCCUGUUGCCAACUGAGGGCUGGAAUAGGCUAGUUAGCUGGUACACGCUAAUGGAAGGUCAAGAGCCAAUAGCACGCAAGGUUGUUGAACAGGGUAUGUUUGUAAAGCACUGCAAAGUAGAAGUAUAUCUGACAGAAUUAAAGCUUUGUGAAAAUGGAAAUAUGAACAAUGUUGUCACACGAAGAUUUAGUAAAGCUGAUACAAUAGAUACAAUUGAAAAAGAGAUAAGAAAAAUCUUCAAUAUUCCAGGUGAAAAAGAGACCAGAUUGUGGAACAAAUACAUGAGUAAUACUUUUGAACCUUUGAAUAAACCAGAUAGUACCAUACAAGAUGCUGGUUUAUACCAGGGACAGGUACUGGUAAUAGAACAGAAGAAUGAGGAUGGAACAUGGCCAAGAGGUUCUUCAACUCCUAAGUCCCCAGGUGCAUCCAAUUUUUCAACUUUACCAAAGAUCUCUCCAUCUCUAUCAAAUAAUUAUAACAACAUGAACAACAGAAAUGUGAAAAAUUCAAAUUAUUGUCUCCCAUCAUAUACUGCUUAUAAGAAUUAUGAUUAUUCGGAGCCAGGAAGACAUAAUGAACAGCCAGGCCUGUGUGGCCUGAGCAACUUGGGGAAUACAUGUUUCAUGAAUUCAGCAAUUCAGUGUCUGAGCAACACACCUCCUCUUACAGAAUAUUUUCUCAAUGAUAAAUACCAAGAAGAGUUGAACUUUGACAAUCCUUUGGGAAUGCGUGGUGAAAUUGCAAAAUCUUAUGCAGAGCUCAUCAAGCAAAUGUGGUCAGGAAAAUACAGUUAUGUUACCCCAAGAGCAUUUAAGACACAAGUGGGACGAUUUGCACCACAGUUUUCUGGUUAUCAGCAACAAGAUUGUCAAGAGCUACUGGCUUUUCUCUUGGAUGGCUUACAUGAGGAUUUGAAUCGAAUUAGGAAAAAGCCGUAUAUUCAGUUAAAAGAUGCGGAUGGAAGACCAGACAAGGUAGUUGCUGAAGAAGCCUGGGAAAACCAUUUAAAAAGAAAUGAUUCCAUCAUUGUAGAUAUAUUUCAUGGCCUUUUUAAAUCCACUCUUGUCUGUCCUGAAUGUGCUAAGAUUUCUGUAACCUUUGAUCCAUUUUGUUAUUUGACACUUCCAUUACCCAUGAAAAAAGAACGCACUUUGGAAGUUUUUUUAGUCAGAAUGGAUCCACUUGCUAAGCCUAUGCAGUACAAAGUAGUAGUUCCAAAAAUUGGAAAUAUAUUGGAUCUUUGCACAGCGUUGUCGGCUCUGUCAGGUGUUGCUGCAGAUAAGAUGAUUGUUACUGAUAUAUACAAUCAUAGGUUCCACAGGAUAUUUGCCAUGGAUGAAAAUCUGAGUAGUAUUAUGGAACGUGAUGACAUUUAUGUGUUUGAAAUUGCUAUCAAUAGAACAGAAGAUACGGAACAAGUUAUAAUUCCUGUUUGUUUAAGGGAAAAGUGCAGGCACACUAGCUACAGCCAUAGUGGUUCCUCACUGUUUGGUCAACCUUUUCUCAUAGCAGUGCCUAGAAACAACACUGAAGAUAAACUGUAUAACCUGCUGCUGCUAAGAAUGUGCCGAUAUGUAAAAACAUGCACUGAAACUGAUGACAGUGAAGGAUCCCUACGGUGCUGUAAGGAACAUGGUAUCAAUGGUAACGGCCCAAAUGGAAUACAUGAAGAGGGCUCUCCAAGUGAAAUGGAAACAGAUGAGCAGGAUGAUGAAUCCAGCCAGGAUCAGGAGCUUCCUUCAGAGAAUGAAAACAGCCAGUCAGAAGACUCUGUUGGAGGUGACAAUGACUCUGAAAAUGGAUUAUGUACUGAGGAUACUUGCAAAGGUCAACCACUCACGGGACACAAAAAACGAUUGUUUACAUUCCAGUUCAAUAACUUAGGCAAUACUGACAUAAAUUACAUCAAAGAUGAUACCAGGCAUAUUAGAUUUGAUGACAGGCAACCUAGGCUUGAUGAAAGAUCUUUCCUUGCUUUGGAUUGGGAUCCUGAGUUGAAGAAGAGAUACUUUGAUGAUAGUGCAGCAGAGGAUUUUGAAAAACAUGAAAGUGUGGAAUAUAAACCUCCCAAAAAGCCUUUUGUGAAAUUAAAAGAUUGCAUUGAACUGUUCACAACAAAGGAAAAACUAGGUGCUGAAGACCCAUGGUAUUGUCCAAACUGUAAAGAACAUCAGCAAGCUACCAAAAAGUUAGACUUGUGGUCACUUCCCCCAGUACUGGUAGUUCAUCUAAAACGCUUUUCCUACAGCAGAUACAUGAGGGACAAGUUGGACACAUUGGUUGGCUUUCCAAUAAAUGAUUUGGACAUGUCAGAGUUCCUUAUUAAUCCAAAUGCAGGGCCUUGCCGCUACAACUUGAUUGCUGUCUCCAAUCACUAUGGAGGAAUGGGAGGAGGGCACUAUACUGCUUUCGCAAAAAACAAAGACGAUGGAAAAUGGUACUACUUUGAUGACAGCAGCGUGUCAAUUGCGUGCGAGGAUCAAAUAGUGUCCAAAGCUGCGUAUGUGCUCUUCUACCAGAGACAGGAUACAAUCAGUGGAACUGGCUUUUUUCCUCUUGACCGGGAAACUAAACAAGGUGCUUCAGCUGCCACAGGCAUCCCACUAGAAAGCGAUGAAGACAGCAAUGAAAAUGAUAAUGAUAUAGAAAAUGAAAAUUGUAUGCACACUAACUAAUGGAAGAACUAGAAGCCAUAAAAGAGACUUUCCUACAGGGGAUACCUAUUGAAAGAGUGAAAUUGCCCACCAAAUUAAAAAUAAAAAUAAAAAUCUGAGAUGGGGAAUUUCAGAUAACAGAAUGUAAAUCUUUAUUACAUUUUAACAUGUGCAGUACUUGAAGUGAAACAAUAAAAUCUUUAACAGAAAUUGUCUCUAAUGCAUUUACAGUCUUGUAUUCACAAGCUAUAUAUAGGAAAUCACAAAUAAACCCCUUUUAAGUUUUCUGCUGCUGUUCUGAUGGAUUAUGUUUUCUUUGGUUUUGGAUGUGAGUUAAUAACGAAAAUGUUAAAUCUGUGGACUUCUGACAUUUAUUUUCUUAGUACUGCAAGAAUACUACUGCCAAGUCUAGUUUCUGGAUGAAUAUAUUCAUGUCCCUUAGGCGGUCACACAGACUAUAAGUAAAAAUGUCAUAAACAUAAGCAGUAGUUUUGAAACAUCAAAUUUCUAUGUUUCUCCCUAAAAAAAAAUACCUUUUUUAAUUUGAUCAUGAUAGAAGAAAUAGCUUGAAAAGGUGUUUUAACCUUUUGUGAUAUAGUUGUGCAUCCAGAAUAUUAUGUUCACCUUACUGCUGCUGUGGAACAGGUUCUGGAUGUCAUGCUGCAUUAACAAAGUUUUUCAAUUAAAUGUAAGUAUCCUUUGUUGCUUGUUGGAAUCUACUCUGCAAACAUAAUUCCUGUUAUCUUGCUUAUAAGACAUGCAUAAUUUUAAUCUGAUGUCAGUCCAAAAUUUAAAAUUGUGCUGUAAGUUCUCUCUCCCCAGUUUUCAUAGUUUGACAGCUUGCAAACUACUCUGUAAUAGGGUCAGAGUUAAUAGUAUUCUGUAUCCAUAGUAAUGACUGUGUAUCGGGCUUAGAUGAGAAUUUCUCGAUAUAACCUACCUUUAAAUCAUUAAUGAACAAAUUGGUUUUAAAGGUAGGCCUGUUAAUUUUCUUUGUGUGUUCCUGUUGGAAUUCACCAUAGCCUUACAGCUCUGAAAAGGUAACUCAUUAUAAGAGAAUUGGCGUUUGCAUGUUCAAGUCAGAACCUGUACAGUAUAUAAGGCAUAGAAACUUUGAAUUGGGUUUCAGUUAAUUGUGUUCAGGGGUCCAGGAUGCCAAAAUAAGUGCGACAAUUUAAAACAUUUCUUAAUUUGCUGCUUUCCCUUCGAUCUAGUUGGAAGAAUGUAUUGUUAAUUUGUAUACAAUACUGCCUUUGAGAGGAACCCUUGAUUGCGGGGGCACAUUUCACAUAUCUACUACCUGGAGAAUUGCUUUGUGUCCCACUGUUCAAACAGAUAAUUAAAAAUAAAGAUAAAAGCAAAAAGUAUGAUGUUCUUCACUUGAACUAAUCAAAUACAAUAGGUUAUAAAUUGUGUAUUGUAAAUAAAAGUUCACUCUGUGAGUGCACAUUUUGGUAAAUUAUUUAUUUAUGUUAGCAUUAAAAAGUUUAAAAAAUUGCAUUUGACCAGGAUAUAAAUGAGGUAUGUUGGACAUGGCUUUGCUUUAUACCUUGAUAUUAAACUGGUGUUUCAUCCUGGUAUUUUAAAGCUGCUUUGAGGUUUUUUUUUUUUAAAUGUAAACUAACCUCCUGCAUGACAGAGGUUAAAAUUUUGUCUGCACUUGAGUUCACUUGGGUUUACAUUUGAAAUGCGCAUGUUUAUUUAUACAGAUUUCAAUAAAGCUAUUCAAGGCCUUA